Messenger RNA from Rosa chinensis, 1567 nucleotides. RefSeq names its product anthranilate synthase beta subunit 2, chloroplastic. Gene Ontology annotation, biological process: L-tryptophan biosynthetic process. The transcript has 13 exons. NCBI's taxonomy places the organism in Eukaryota, Viridiplantae, Streptophyta, Magnoliopsida, Rosales, Rosaceae. Gene Ontology annotation, cellular component: cytosol. The record is from RefSeq and is a predicted model, not a curated record. Bases 527 to 1369 code for a protein of 280 amino acids.
UUGCGUCGUUUUGCUCUUUCUUCUACACUCUUCUGACCAUCUUUAUCAAUUGUUGAGAGAGAGAGAGAGAGAGAGAGAGCGGUUGUGUGUGUUUGCUUCGGACGAGGAGGUAGAGAGAUAUAUCGGAGGAAAAGUUUGAAUCUUCAAUCCGGUGAUGGUGUGACAGAGUAAAAGCCUAAUCCUUCAAUAUAUUUGAUAGCUGCAAAGAAAAGUCUGAGCAUCUUAGAGCCCAAGGUUGUUAACAUCUAGUAUUCUUUGCCUCCUCAAGUGGGAAGAAGUUGGGAAAAUGAAAAUCUCCAUCAGAGUGUAGAUUUCCGGGGUUUGACAAAAACCCAGUUUUUGACUCAGGAUUUUGUUGGUUAAAAACAAAGAGAGGGUUUGGAGGGAUUUAGUAAAAAAGGAAAGUGAUCGUGAAGAGGUUGAUGUUCAGAAGAAAUUCAAGCCCCACCAAGGUUGAAUUCCUGGAUCCGCCCCUGAGUCCAAGUAGGAUUAAUUGGUAAUUACGGAGACGCCACACUCUGCUUCAAUGGCUGCCGCAGUGACAUCUCAGGCUUCUCUGAAACAACCAAAGCUGCUCCCUUUCUCACCCAAAACCCCGCAAAACCCUCGCCCCACUUUAAUCUAUGUGCCCUCUUUCACGAACUCAAAACUGAAAUCUGGUCUCAAAUUGGGAAAUGGGUUCGCUGCAAAAGCUUCAAUGGUUGUCAAUGAGAGCGAUUCGAAGUCUUCAGUUUCUGAAAAGAGGGCCAACAGCCCCAUCAUUGUUAUUGACAAUUAUGAUAGCUUCACCUACAAUCUCUGCCAGUAUAUGGGAGAGCUUGGAUGUCACUUUGAAGUUUAUCGCAAUGAUGAAUUAACAGUGGAUGAACUAAAAAGGAAAAAUCCUAGAGGAGUCUUGAUCUCCCCAGGGCCAGGGGCACCCCAAGAUUCUGGAAUAUCAUUGCAAACUGUGUUGGAGUUAGGACCCAUUGUCCCCUUGUUUGGUGUGUGUAUGGGUCUGCAGUGCAUUGGGGAGGCUUUUGGAGGGAAUGUUGUUCGUUCUCCUUAUGGUGUUGUGCAUGGGAAGAGCUCUCCCGUGUAUUAUAAUGAGAAGGAGGAAGACAGCUUGUUUGCUGGACUAUCAAACCCUUUCACUGCUGGCAGAUAUCACAGUCUUGUAAUUGAAAAGGACAGUUUUCCUAGCGAAGAACUUGAAAUUACAGCAUGGACCGAGGAUGGACUGAUAAUGGCUGCUCGUCACAAGAAAUAUAGGUAUCUUCAGGGUGUCCAGUUCCAUCCUGAAAGUAUCAUCACUUCCGAAGGCAGGACAAUCGUUCGCAACUUUGUAAAACUGAUCGAGAAAAGUGAGUCGGAAUAUGAGAAUAACUAGAGGUUUGGUUUGUCUACACAGUGUAAUGUAAUGUAUCGGAUCAAUAUAUAUUUAUGGGCCUUUAAGUCAGCUCGCUAGUGAAUCAGAAGUUGAUCAUGUUUCUCGUCUACUCUUUCAAUGUACUUCAUCACAUGUAGACAUGUAGUAUUUCAACUCUAUUAUAGUAUUAUCAAUCCUUCCAUAACUUCCUGAAGAUAA